Molecule: messenger RNA, 4709 nt
Organism: Trachemys scripta elegans
Lineage: Eukaryota; Metazoa; Chordata; Testudines; Emydidae
Gene: ZIC4
Product: Zic family member 4
Exons: 5
Coding region: 1182-2189 (335 amino acids)
Biological process (GO): central nervous system development; regulation of transcription by RNA polymerase II
Cellular component (GO): nucleus
Molecular function (GO): DNA-binding transcription factor activity, RNA polymerase II-specific; RNA polymerase II cis-regulatory region sequence-specific DNA binding
Source: RefSeq, a predicted model, not a curated record
GGGGCUGCCCGAUUGUAAGCCCUGGAUGGAUGGCAGAGGGGGGGAUUUGCUCCUUUCCCACAGAGCAGCUCAGCCUUGCCUGGGGCUGCAGUAAAAAGGAAAGUAUUUGCAGGAGGGAGGUACGGCAAGAGGAAGUCAGAUUCUCCUCCUGGGUUUGUCCGUUGAGCAUUCAUUCAUUGCUAUGGUGCUGCUUUUCUUUCGCAGUUUCUUUCCUAUCUGAGCAGUGAAAGGGUUAACUGUCUCCUGGAAAAGGUCUAGUGGACAAGCUACUAGACUUCCGAGCUUUGACAAUAGAAACCCCUAAUUGAGAGCCUUCCUUGGGAAGGGCUCCCAUCCCUGUUCUUCGCUGACUGACCUGUUUGUUUUGCUUGCACGGCCAAAGUGCAACCUUCUAGUAACAUUUCUCUUCCAAAUCAACUCAAAUCAAAAGAAACGCCUGCAGAUUCCCUGUGUUACCCACACGCGCGUAAGGCGAGUGGUUUGGUAACUGAUUGAUGAGAAACGUUUGGGGUUUCGUGAAUUAAAGGAAACUGGCAAGUUUGCAGAGAGGUGGUUCCUGCAAUCAGACUCCCCUCGCAUUCAGCUGUAAAACAAGUCCCCCUUGAGGUCUGACAAUGCCUCCAAACCGCGAUAGACGUUAGGCGUUAAUUUUCUUGCCUACAGUUGGAAAUGUAGUUAAUCAGUUUGCGUAAGUGAAGGCUAAAGCUCUUGAAGUCGCCGACUUUGGAAAUACCCUAGAGUUUGACCUCUGACCUGCGACCGACAACAUGUGCCAGACCCAGAGCAUCCAGCACAAUGCGUGGUUUCAGUGUCUAACCUGGGGCAGGACAAAUAGACAAAUGUUUGCUGUUUCUUCUCUUUCCUCUCAUUCUAAUGAUUAAUCAUAUCUGAUCGCCCGCCCCCCUGCUUUAAUUCCAUCUUUUAUUUUUAAUUAUCCACCCUGACUGUUCUAUACACCCCUUGUUUUCCAGAAUAGCUUGAAUACCCAUGAAAUAUGCUCACGGCCAAACCCCGGAGGAGAAUCUCUCCUUGGGAGAUUCUAUUUGAACAGUUUAGGCUUGCUGCUAUCCUGAAUCAUGCAUAUUAACUUACUUAAAAAGAACAAGAUCCGUUCAAAUCUUGAAGGCAAACAUUAAAUCUUCAUCCCAUUUCCUUGAACAGGUGAGGGACAAAGUCAGGAAAUGAGACACAAGACUUCUCUGGUAAUGAGGAAAAGAAAACGACUUUACAGAAACAUCCUGGAAAAGUCAAGUAGCUACCCCGGACACCAUGGUCACCACCACUCAGAAGCUGGGAAUCAUCCUCUGUUCUCUGGACUCCAUGAGCAGCCUCCCCAUGCAACUCCAGGUGGCCAUCUAAACGGACAGAUAAGACUGGGGUUACCUGGAGAAAUGUACGCCAGGUCUGAACAUUUCACUCAAGUACCAGCCUCCAGGACCGAUCCUUUUGCUGCUUCCUCGCUUCAUAGCUACGGUGGCAUGAAUCUGAACGUGAAUCUGGCUCCACACCACGGCCCUGGUGCUUUCUUUCGUUACAUGAGGCAGCCCAUCAAACAGGAACUCAUCUGUAAAUGGAUUGAGUUGGACCAGACUCCCAAAAAAUUAUGCUCGAAAACUUUCACCACAAUGCACGAGCUGGUGACUCAUGUCACAGUGGAGCAUGUUGGAGGACCCGAGCAGUCCAAUCACAUAUGUUUCUGGGAAGAGUGUCCAAGAGAGGGGAAACCUUUCAAAGCCAAAUAUAAACUUGUAAAUCACAUCAGAGUCCACACAGGUGAAAAACCCUUCCCCUGCCCUUUCCCAGGCUGUGGGAAAGUGUUUGCUAGAUCAGAAAAUCUCAAAAUACACAAAAGAACUCACACAGGAGAAAAACCAUUCAAAUGUGAAUUCGAAGGCUGUGACAGACGAUUUGCCAACAGCAGUGACAGGAAGAAGCACUCUCACGUGCACACCAGCGACAAACCCUACAACUGCAAAGUGAGAGGCUGCGACAAGUCCUACACCCACCCCAGUUCCUUGAGGAAACACAUGAAAGUGCACUGCAAAUCCCCUCCUCCGAGUUCAGGCUACGAGUCCUCCACACCUUCCCUGGUGUCUCCCUCCUCGGACUCCGGCCGGGACCCUCCUGCUUCCUGUUCUCACGCAGAGCCAGUAGCAUCGUCGCAAACUGCAGCUAACCUGAGCGAAUGAUGUCUACCCCGUUGCUCUCAAGGUAAUCUAGACAGACGCAGCUGAAAGCCUGAAUCUUAUGCCUUAGACAUCAAAGAAAGCUCGCACAAAGAAGUAUUUCUUCGCAAGGGUGAAUCUUCAUGGUAAGUUAGGAUUUCUAUGGCAAUAGGCAAGUCAUACUUAAAUAGUGAAAGGCAAAGUCUGGAGCCCGUCCAGACUUUUCAUUAAGGACAUAAUAUUUACGUCUAACAGGCCCUUUUUCUUGUGUAUACAAGUAUAUAUUUUUGUUUGACGCGAACUAAAUCAUUUUCAUUUAAUUUCCGGUAAACAAAACCCACGCGAAUGGGCACUUGUUCCAGAUCAUAAUAAAAAUGGAUAAGAAUGUCAGGAAGAAAAGGCCCGCUUGAACCGUCGCGUCAGCUCACUUUUGUUUCUGCUUUCUGCCUUGGUCAGAGAAUGCGUUUGGGAUUUGAUGGCGAGUUUCUAAAGGCAAGGAAAUGGUUUUUAAGGGGGAAAAGAAAAGGAGAAAGGUCUAAUCAAGCUCGGGUUGUUCAAAGGGUCUGAUUUUGGGGUUGAAAGUGUGAGUUUUAUGGUGCAUCAACAUGCCACGUUAGGAUCGCUAUGGUAAUGAGGAGAGCAAUAGCAAGCGGCCUUCAAAGGAGGCACACUCCAUUUGAGACAGUCUAUUAAGAUACAUUUGCACUGACCUUUGGUUUCAUGCUAGCUUAAUACAGUCAAUCUGCUCUUCGUCAGAAAUAUACUUCCUCCGCCUAAUACACUUUAACAGACUGUUUUUGUUUGCUUUCACCCUAAGGUGGGGUUUGGUGUGGUAGUUUUGCACUGAAGUCAUUAUACCAAAAGGAGGGACUGCCAAGAAAGGGCAUGUACAUAAUCUGAGUUAGUGCUAACUCUCUUCAGAACAUGAGCAUUUCUAACCAGCUGACAUAUUUUUUUUCAGAAUCCAGACGAUCAAACAUUUCCAUUCAAAAAUGUCUCCAGUGUAAAAAAAAAUAUAUUGUGUGUCCUCCUCCCCCACCCUUCCCCAGUCCCCAGACAGUGAAGUUAGGAUGGGGAAUUAAAGGGACACUUGAGCUUUCUUAGUCUAAUGGUGUAAAGUGUAUCUAGCAAGGUAAAUAAGAACCUUUGGAUCAUAUCAUUAUUCCCUGGAAAAUAAAUAGGGAAAAGGCCUGACUAGAAGCUGUUGUGGAGGAAGUCCCCAGACCAAGGGGACACUGAUAGUGGCAGGUUUGGAAAGUGGAAAGUGCUUGAAGGGAUGAAGAACUUGACAUCCGCAUGGCUGAGGCCAUGGCCGAUGGGUUAUGGUCCCGGGAAAGUUAGAAGUCCUGUUCCAGUAAUUGUCUUGUUGUUUAUUUUAUCCAAGUACCCUAGUGAAUAGGGGAAAAAUAAACACGACGAAAAAAUUCAAACAGUUGAGUCGUCUUUAGUGCCAGCCCUUGUGAUUGAAUAAAAAGGAUGGUCCAAUUUCUAUUGAGCUGAGAAAUCUUUGAAGUGGGAGUUAUUAUCUGAGAAAUUCCUGCUUGUCGUCCUAACAACGCUGAUGAAACGUUAAAGGUUCUUUGUCAGCGAUUUGUUCUCCUUUCUGUCAAACUCACCCUGCCCGUUAGCUUUAAACCGUUUCUAAAGAGAUAAAAUCGAACUUUUAAAGAUAACUUUAGGGGCCGGGAGGAUACAGAAAAUGGCAAACUAUCUAAUCAUAUGUAUAUGCAUACAUACGUAUGUGUAUGUGUCUAUGUGUAUCUCUGUGUAUAGAUAUAUAGAUAUAUAUAUAGGUGUAUGUAUGUCCUGACUGCUCUAUAGUUCUCAGUUUUAAACGAUGUCCAUUUCUGCAUUUUAUCUCCUGAACUUUUCUGUCCAAUAAAUUAUUCCUACACAUUUGCUGCACGGAAUGCAAUUCUUGUGAAAAGGCAGAAAUGCAGUGUUUCAUUAACACUAGUCUGUAACCAGCAAGCGUUUUCUUUCCAGUAUAAUGAAUGCAACAGCAUACACUUAAGAGUAAAAGCUUUGAUAAUUUUAACAUUCGGGAUACCUAUUAAGCAUGUAUAUACUGCAAUGUACCGAAAUUGUUACGCAUUAAAACCGAUGGCUUCCAUAUGUUUCCAUGUUUUAUUGUCAGUAAGUGUAAAGAUAGUCAAACUGCAUCUCUUUGUAUCUUCAUUUUAUAAGCAUCACAGUGUACGAUUAUAUAAUGACCUUAUCAAGGUUUAUUGGGGGGGGGGGGUUAAAUUUUGAGAUCAUUAAAUACUUUUUUUUGUAAAAAGAAUCCCCUGAAGUUGUAACUCAUCAGUGUACUUUUAUUUUAGCUGCUACAGAAUGCUGUGAGCCCAAUCCUGUAAUUCUAAUAAUUCUCAUUGAUAUAAAUGGGAGUUUGCCUAAGUAAAGACUGAGCAAAACUGCAGUGAAGUGGGUCCUUUUUUAUUAAUUGAAGAUCCUCUCUUUUUUACGUUUAAGGGAAAAUAUAAUGAUCACAAAUGUAUCGUAAAAUGUAACUCGUCAAAACAAUUAAAAUGUUGGAAUAUUAUA